Molecule: messenger RNA, 1705 nt
Organism: Trifolium pratense (red clover)
Lineage: Eukaryota; Viridiplantae; Streptophyta; Magnoliopsida; Fabales; Fabaceae
Product: pentatricopeptide repeat-containing protein At5g48730, chloroplastic
Exons: 3
Coding region: 98-1675 (525 amino acids)
Molecular function (GO): protein binding
Source: RefSeq, a predicted model, not a curated record
GUGGAUAUUAUCGGUGGAUGACUGUAUGUUAAUGUGUGUAUGUAUGCAUUUUCUCUCUUCUUUCUUCUCUUCCUCAAAAUAACCGAACACAAAUCCAAUGCCUUCUUCACUCUCCACCACCAUAACCACCGCUCGCGCCCCUCCUCUACCACCACCAACAACCUCCCGUCUCAGAACCACUUCAAUCCGAGCACAAUCCCUAACCCUACCCGAUCCAGACCAUAACACGCAUUCUCCCUCACCUUCUUUUGUCACCGGAGUACAAAAACUACCAAUCACAACACUAGCAGUAACCGAUGAACGAACAAAGAGAAUCGCAAAGGAAAUGGAGAAGCUGAAAUUGAAGGAAGUUAAAGAGAGAAAGGAAAUGAAGAAUCAGAAAGUAGCUUCGCAGAAAGCGAUUUCUGUUAUACUUCGUAGAGAAGCUACAAAAGCUAUUAUUGAUAAGAGAAGGAAGAAAGGUCCUGUUAAUUCUAAAAAGCUUUUGCCUAGAACUGUACUUGAAGCGCUUAAUGAAAGAAUCGCUGCAUUUCGUUGGGAAUCUGCUCUUAAGGUUUUUGAACUACUACGUGAACAGCUUUGGUAUAGACCUUACGCUGGUGUAUACAUCAAGUUAAUAGUCAUGCUUGGAAAAUGUAAGCAACCUGAGAAAGCUUUUGAACUCUUUCAAGCUAUGAUCGAUGAAGGUUGUGUCUUGGACUGUGAAUCAUAUACGGCACUGUUAUCUGCCUAUGGCAGGAGUGGUCUCUUGGAUAGAGCUUUCUCUCUUCUCGAGGAAAUGAAGAGUACACCUGGUUGUCAGCCAGACAUUCAGACUUAUUCAAUCCUCAUAAAAUCUUGUUUGCAUGUUUUUUCCUUCGACAAAGUUCAGAUUCUUUUAUCUGACAUGGCCUCUCUUGGUAUCAAACCAAAUACAGUCACCUACAACACCCUUAUUGAUGCCUAUGGGAAGGCAAAAAGGUUUUCAGAAAUGGAAUCUACACUUCUGGAAAUGCUUGCUGACCAAGAUUGUCAACCUGAUGUAUGGACCAUGAAUUCAACACUCAGGGCCUUUGGCAACCUAGGACAGAUAGAAACAAUGGAGAGGUGUUAUGAUAAGUUUCAGACAUCUGGAAUCCAGCCAAAUGUUCAGACCUUCAAUAUUCUCUUGGAUUCCUACGGCAAGGCCCGUGAUUUCACAAAAAUGAGUGCUGUGAUGGAAUACAUGCAGAAAUACCACUUUUCUUGGACAAUUGUAACUUACAAUAUUGUGAUUGAUGCUUUUGGGAAGGCUGGGGAUCUCAAACAGAUGGAGUAUUUGUUUAGGCUAAUGCGGUCAGAAAGAAUAAAACCUAGUUGUGUUACACUGUGCUCACUUGUGAGGGCUUAUGCACAUGCAGAUAAGCCUGAAAAAAUUGGUGGUGUCCUACGUUUUGUUGAUAAUUCAGAUGUAACACUCGAUACUGUAUUCUUCAAUUGCUUGGUCGAUGCUUAUAUGAGGUUAGGUUGUUUGGAUGAGAUGAAGGAAGUGCUUGAAAUAAUGAAACAGAAAGGUUGUAAACCGGAUUUCAUAACUUAUAGAACAAUGAUUAAAGCUUAUUCAUCUAAGGGCAUGCAUAGUCAUGUAAAGGAGCUUAGAGAGCUCCUCACAACAGUGAAGAGACCUCCUUUUGAAAGAAACAAACCUGACUUUUGACGAGAAUAUCUACCAAUACUUUUGUUUCAA